CUGGUUCCAAAGAGGACCCAACACAACACUACUAGUGUGGUUUUUUCCCUUCAUCGUCUUCCUCUUGAAGGUAUUGAAGUUGUUUUGUUAUGUGUUUGCCAGAGGGAGAGAGAGAGCCAUGGCACUAGAGGCAGUGGUAUUUCCACAAUCACAAGACCCUUUUGGUGGUAGUGGUUACGGAUCAGUGAAUAAUAAGGACUUCUACAACUGCACCUUGUUGGCUGCUACUUCACCCAACUCAUGGGGGGACUAUGAGCAACACAUCAACAUCAACAAAGAAGAAGAACAAGGUGGUGCUUCUAUCUCCACUUUUCAACCAGAGAGUAAUUACCCUUAUGGAAAUUGGACCAGCUCCUCCUCAUCUAUGUUACCCCACUUCAACAAUGAACUUCAAGAAACCACUACUACUGACCCCAGUAACACCUUAGAUAGCUUAAACACUCGUCCCAAGAGGCGCAGAGCCAAAAGCAGAAAGAACAAAGAAGAAAUUGAGAACCAAAGAAUGACUCACAUUGCUGUGGAACGCAAUAGAAGAAAGCAGAUGAAUGAGUAUCUUUCUGUUCUUCGCUCUCUUAUGCCAGACUCUUAUAUCCAAAGGGGUGAUCAAGCUUCUAUAAUUGGAGGUGCUAUUAACUUUGUCAAAGAGCUUGAGCAGAGGAUGCAUUUUCUUGGUGCUCAGAAAGAAGGAGAGGGGAAAUCUGAGGCUGGUGGUGCAACAAACAUGCCCUUUUCUGAGUUCUUCACCUUUCCUCAGUAUUCAACUAGUGGUGGUGGUGGUUGCUCUGAUAAUUCUGCAGCCGUAGGUGAAGACGUGGGUGAGGUUAAGUGUGGCAUUGCUGACAUAGAAGUGACCAUGGUGGAAAGCCAUGCAAAUCUCAAAAUAAGAUCCAAGAAGCGCCCCAAGCAGCUCUUGAAGUUGGUUUCUGGUUUGCAUACCAUGCGCCUCACAAUCUUGCACCUAAAUGUUACUACCACCGGUGAAGUUGUUCUCUACUCUCUUAGUGUUAAGGUAGAAGAUGAUUGCAAGUUGGGAUCAGUUGAUGAUAUAGCUGCAGCUGUGUACCAGAUGCUAGAUAAAAUUCAGCAAGAGGCAAUGUUGAAUUAAGAUCAAACCUUGACCAAAUUUGCCUUGCCCCACUUGGUUUUUAACCUCAUGUCAACACCUUACUUCAUGGUGGAUCAUUGUCUCUCGCUAUUUUUCUCUUUCAAGAUGUACCUAAUUAUUGCAACUUCUGUUCACUUCACCCUUUGUUAAUCUACUGAUGGUGCCUUGAUGUGGGCUCCUUGGAGGAAGUUUUUUGGUUUAUUCCUUCUUGUGUAUGUCUGUGUAGCUCACGAGCUCCUUUUAAUCUCUCUCUAUCUCUCUCUUCUCUUUUUCUCUGGGGUAGGGGGUGGAGAAGGCUGUGUAUUAUAUUGCUCGAGACAUAUUCUAGUGCUUGGUCAAUUUUGCCUACCUAGCUUUGAAAUUGGUAGGUCUUGUCUACCUCAACCAUAAGCCAAAGCCAUUAAUUUGUCAAGCUGAAAUUGAGAACAUCUCAAAAAUAAAAUUGAAUGAAAAUGAGAGCCGAAGAUUUUUGGCAAUUGUCACAUA
This is a messenger RNA of Glycine soja, 1591 nucleotides long. RefSeq names its product transcription factor bHLH96-like. Gene Ontology annotation, biological process: regulation of transcription by RNA polymerase II. Lineage: Eukaryota; Viridiplantae; Streptophyta; Magnoliopsida; Fabales; Fabaceae. Gene Ontology annotation, molecular function: DNA-binding transcription factor activity, RNA polymerase II-specific; RNA polymerase II cis-regulatory region sequence-specific DNA binding; protein dimerization activity. The transcript has 3 exons. The record is from RefSeq and is a predicted model, not a curated record. The coding region runs from base 119 to 1105 and encodes 328 amino acids.